CCAAAAAAGGAAAUUGAUGAAAGAAAAAAAAAAAAAAGAAAUUCAAUGCACACAUUUCCACCAAUCUAGUCUGGGGAUCAGAAAUAAUAAUAGAAGAGGUUGGGCAUGAAAGCUAAAGUAUACCUUACAUCUUACUCGAGUAAUUUUGAAGUUAAAUGUUAAAAACAACACAAACACCACCCUUAAUUUUGCAUUCUACUCUUUGCCUUUAAUACCUCAAUUACUAGUACAAGAAAGAAGAAGAAGAAGAAGAAGAAGAAGCAGGAGUGGAGAACUGAGAAACAAACAGAAGCAUGGAUAAUUCGUUAACCAUUCUCUUGCUCUCUCUUUUAUUCUCAUAUUCUAUAACCCUCAUCAGAUCGGACGCCUCCGAUCACCGUUAUAAAGAAGGUGACCCGGUUCCUCUUUAUGCAAAUAAGGUUGGCCCAUUUCAUAACCCAAGUGAAACCUAUCGGUAUUUCGAUCUGCCCUUCUGUGUUCCAGAUCAUGUGAAAGAGAAAAAAGAAGCUCUUGGUGAGGUGUUGAAUGGAGAUCGCCUAGUUAGUGCUCCCUACCAACUAAAUUUCAGAGAUGAGAAAAGUUCGGAAGGUGUUUGUCGGAAGAAGCUUUCGAAGGAGGAUGUUGCUCACUUCAGAUCCGCGAUUGAUAAAGACUAUUACUUCCAAAUGUACUAUGACGAUCUCCCUAUUUGGGGAUUUAUCGGAAAGGUUGACAAGGAUGGCAAAACUGAUCCCAGCGAAUACAAAUACUUCCUUUAUAAGCAUAUCCAAUUUGAUGUUCUUUACAAUAAGGACCGCGUGAUUGAAGUUAGUGUCCGGAUGGAUCCUCAAGCAUUGUUGGAUCUAACAGAGGAUAAGGAAGUCGAAGCCGAGUUCCUUUAUACUGUGAAAUGGAAGGAAACAGAUAUUCCUUUCGAGAAGAGAAUGGACAAGUAUUCUCUAUCUUCUUCGCUCCCACAUCACUUGGAAAUCCAUUGGUUUUCCAUAAUUAACUCUUGUGUCACUGUUCUUCUUUUGACUGGUUUUCUCGCUACAAUUCUCAUGCGGGUCUUGAAGAAUGAUUUUGUGAAGUAUGCACAAGACGAAGAAGCAGCUGAUGAUCAAGAAGAGACUGGAUGGAAAUACAUCCAUGGUGAUGUAUUCAGAUAUCCAAAGUACAAGUCUUUGUUUGCUGCAGCCCUUGGUUCUGGCACCCAGCUUUUCACUCUGACUAUAUUCAUUUUUAUUCUUGCACUGGUUGGUGUUUUUUAUCCAUACAAUCGAGGAGCUUUGUUUACUGCUCUGGUGGUCAUAUAUGCACUGACAUCCGGGAUUGCAGGAUAUGUUGCAACCUCUUUCUAUUGUCAGCUGGAAGGAAAUAACUGGGUGAGGAAUCUUUUGCUGACAGGAUGCCUUUUCUGCGGACCUUUAUUCCUCACAUUCUGCUUCCUUAACACUGUAGCCAUUGUUUACAGUGCAACUGCUGCAUUGCCUUUUGGAACUAUUGUGGUAAUAGUCCUUAUAUGGACAUUAGUAACGUCUCCAUUGCUUGUGUUGGGUGGCAUUGCUGGAAAAAAUAGCAAGGCUGAGUUUCAAGCACCUUGCCGCACCACAAAAUAUCCUCGUGAGAUCCCACAAUUGCCUUGGUACAGGAGUACACUUCCUCAAAUGGCAAUGGCAGGUUUUCUGCCUUUUAGUGCUAUCUACAUUGAGUUGUACUAUAUUUUUGCCAGUGUUUGGGGUCACAGGAUUUAUACAAUUUACAGCAUCCUGUUUAUUGUCUUCAUUAUUCUUCUGAUUGUCACUGCUUUCAUAACUGUGGCUUUGACAUACUUCCAACUUGCUGCUGAAGAUCAUGAAUGGUGGUGGAGGUCUUUUCUAUGCGGUGGAUCAACUGGACUCUUUAUCUAUGCUUAUUGCUUGUACUACUACUAUGCGCGGUCGGAUAUGUCUGGUUUCAUGCAGACUUCAUUCUUCUUUGGAUACAUGGCUUGCAUAUGCUAUGGCUUCUUUCUUAUGCUUGGCACAGUGGGAUUCCGUGCCUCGCUGUUAUUUGUUCGCCACAUAUACAGGUCAAUUAAGUGCGAAUAGUGGGUAAUCUUUCUCAUCUUUUCUUCUCCAUGAAUUCUGUCAGGCAAAAAUCGGUCAUUUUGUUCAAAGUUAGGUUGGAGACUGUACUAUCAGCUCUUAAAUGUGAAAGUAGGGUUUUACCUUUGCCAUGCCUCUGCAGAAAAGGGGGGGAUCUCUUUAGAUCUCUGUUAUCCGUUGGUUUAGUUUUAGGAACCUUCCAAGGACCAUGUGGUUUAUUGACAUUUUGGGCAUGUGUAAUUAUCAGACAUAUACAAAGGGAAAAUGCUCGUGCGCUGUUGCAUAUA
Molecule: messenger RNA, 2353 nt
Organism: Ricinus communis (castor bean)
Lineage: Eukaryota; Viridiplantae; Streptophyta; Magnoliopsida; Malpighiales; Euphorbiaceae
Product: transmembrane 9 superfamily member 2
Exons: 7
Coding region: 294-2069 (591 amino acids)
Biological process (GO): protein localization to membrane
Cellular component (GO): membrane
Source: RefSeq, a predicted model, not a curated record